AUGAACCGUAAGAAUUUGGAAGAAUUUAUAAAUUUAUAUAAAUUAUAUCUAUGUAUGUGGCAAACAAAAUCUAAGCUUUACCAUGACCGCCCAUUAAGGGAAACGGCUUACAAAGUAUUAGUGGACAAAUUAAAAGAAUCUGAACCAGAUGCGAACAAGGAUUUAGUGACAACAUCAUCAAUGAAUCAACCUGAAAGAUUUUGUGAUGUGAUCUCGGAAUUCAAUGGACAACGACGAAAUUUAUAUCUAGAGAAGUUUUUAGAACAACUUGAUCGAUAUUUUCAAUAUGGAUAUUUUCAUGAUGGUCAACGAAUUGAUAUUUUUCAACGCCGUCUGUCUGGUCAUGCUAACGUUUGGUUAGAAUCCCUAAUGCCAUUCCCAAAUACUUAUGACGAACUAAAGGUAUUGUUCAGACAACAGUUUUGGUCCGCAGCGACCCAGAGAAAAAUACGGAACGAAAUUUUCUGUCCAUACCAAUAUCGAACGUCUCAUGGUAUCGCUACGCAUGCAAUGGGGUGGAUCGCCAAGGCAAAAUAUCUCGGGCCAGCCAUUGAUGCAUAUGAUCUUAUUGGUGUCAUUAUCCAGCAUUAUCCGUGUACCCUAGAUAUGACAAUUACUUGCCGUAGUCCCCGUUCAACUCAUGAACUUCUUGCUAUCCUUACGGAAUUCGAAGAAUUUACGUCUUUUUGUGAGAAAGUUAGUAAUAGACAAUCGGAAAAUACUCCCGAGCCAUUUGGGGUCUAUAAUUACCGAGGACGAUACCACAAUGGACGUAGACCACCAUUUGUCGAUCAUGAUCAACGUAAUUACACCCGGAAUGGAUAUGACCAUAAAUUAUUGACAUUUAUUUAUUGAUUUAUAAUUUUAUAUGAUUUAUAUAUUGAUAUGACCUGGCGUGAGACGUAUUUCAUGCAAUCGGACGGAGUUGAUUGAAAUAUACAUCAAUAAUAAUUUGAAAAAUACGUAAGUUUAAAUAACAAUUAUUAAGGGUUUAUAACAUAUACGUCAUUGUAGAAUAGGAAAAAAUCCCAGUCGGGAUUCGUAGAUAAAAGUUAUGUCAAUAAAUCUAUAAUUGUCGUACAAAAUGCGCAUACGCGUCUGCUGAAAGGUUAAAGAACAACGAAAAGCCUUGAGUCUUUUCCUUGUUCUAAAUUACUAUUACGCAUUACGUCUAACUAUUUGAGUAUAAACAGGGACGUAACGCCCAUACUUAUUCUGAUACAAUGCAACCAGACUUAUGAAUAAACCGAUACUGUUAAGCUUAUCGGGCUACCAUUAUGUUGUGUUUCAAUAAUA
Molecule: messenger RNA, 1296 nt
Organism: Sipha flava (yellow sugarcane aphid)
Lineage: Eukaryota; Metazoa; Arthropoda; Insecta; Hemiptera; Aphididae
Exons: 2
Coding region: 1-855 (284 amino acids)
Source: RefSeq, a predicted model, not a curated record